AUGAGUGCCCCUAUGUAGCGGUGUCAUGUACCUGUCUCGCACACAUGCACCAUCCAUUCGGACUGCACAACGACACAGACACCGCCCGAACUUCGGCGUCGGUACCGCCGGAAUGUACAACCGCCGCUAUCGUACAAAUUUCAUGUUCGAGGCUUCGAUUAUAGCCGUGGAGAAGUGCAUCUGUACGCUAUGAGCGUGUUGGACCGCGCUCAUUAAGAUGCACCAGGUGUUGGAGAAGCAAGGAAGCCGAAUGUCCGACCACAUGCUCCACGCCCCUCGCCACAUGGGUUGGAAGGGGCGCAAUGGCGGCAACAUUGUAGUCAAUGAAUGUUCAGUAACGGCUAUCAGUACGUCCGCAUGGCGCGGCCAGCACCCCAUUGCGAAUUGUGCAUCGUGCGCACCCGGCCGCCUAUUAGACGUUAUUUGCAGCGGGGGUGCGCCCGUUGGAGUAGUUCAAUAUUACAGUGCAAGAGGCGCACGCGAUGGCUCCACGUAAUACGAGCGCCGGCCCCACCUGAGUUGGUACAAACAC
Molecule: messenger RNA, 532 nt
Organism: Trametes versicolor FP-101664 SS1
Lineage: Eukaryota; Fungi; Basidiomycota; Agaricomycetes; Polyporales; Polyporaceae
Exons: 4
Coding region: 218-496 (92 amino acids)
Source: RefSeq, a predicted model, not a curated record